Corylus avellana is the source of this 637-nucleotide messenger RNA. NCBI's taxonomy places the organism in Eukaryota, Viridiplantae, Streptophyta, Magnoliopsida, Fagales, Betulaceae. The record is from RefSeq and is a predicted model, not a curated record.
UUGAGGAUUAUUGGGUCAACGCUAAUGGUGGGUGUUGUUUUGAUUUUUGGAUAAUUUCUUGAUUUGAUUUUGUGUGUUUCUUGAUAUGGGAUUUUAUUUUGGGUGCCAUUUGAACUACAUCUUAUUGGAGAUGUUUUGUGGUGAAAACAUCUCAUCUUGGGACUCCUGUGGGGCAUUGUGCCAAUUUGAAUAACCUUCCUCUUGGGACUCCUGUGGCGCAAACAGAAUUCAAAACCAGAAAAAUCUCAUCUUCACCAACCAGAGACUCUGCAUUUCUCUAUUAAUGGUUUCCUGUGUGCUUCCCAUAUCAAAUGAGCUUGCUGUCGGUAAUAUUGUGAGGCGUGUUUUGCACAUUAUUAGGGAGGAGGAUCUAUCUCUCACAACGGCUGCUAUUGCUGGUUUGGGCGUAUCCGCUGUUAGUGAUGAUGAUGAUGAUGCUGAGCACAAUGAUCAUCCAGUUCUAUCAGCUGCUUCUCUUGCUGCUGCUGCAAGAAGCACUUUGUGUCCACCUUCCUUGCAGACCCUUCUUGAGGAUGUGCCUGACUCAGCAGCUAUUCCUCACACUUCUUCCUCUGGGGGUGAUUCUGAUGGAAAAAGCAGAUAUGAGCUUAGCAGUUUUUAUUUUAUUCAGUUAUAA